CUCUCUCCCCCCCUUUUUUUAUUAUUUUUGUUAAACGUGAUUAAUUAUUGAAAUCGUAAAAAAAUGGAACGUUGGGCUGGUAAAGUAGCUAUAGUUACUGGUGCAUCUAGUGGAAUAGGAUUAGCAAUAGCAAAAGCUUUUGUGCAGCAUGAAGUAGUGGUGAUUGGGUUUGCAAGAAGGAAAAAUAAAAUGCAGAAUGAGAUGCAAAAUAUUAAGGGAAAAGAUAAAGGAAAGUUUUAUCCAUACGAGUGUGAUGUAACAAAGCCCGAAAGUAUCGAACAAGCGUUUCAAUGGGUUAAGAAUACUUUUGGAACAGUUCAUAUCCUGGUGAAUAAUGCUGGGGUCGCCAUAGAUACUAAAUUUAUGGAUUCAUCCAGAACUGAUUGGCAAAGAUUAUUCGAUGUCAAUGUAUUAGGAUAUAUCGAUUGUACCAAACGUGCUGCUAGAAUGAUGUUAGAUUCUGAUGUGGAAGGUUAUAUUGUUAACAUAAACAGCAUGUCAGGACAUUAUCUAGGUACUUUCUCGGUAUGUAGUCUUAAUUUUUAUCCAGCAUCCAAAUGUGCUGCUGUUGCUGCUACUAAGAUUACACAAAAGGAAUUAUAUGGUAGUAAAAUUCGAGUGACGAGUAUCAGUCCAGGAUUAGUAUCUACAGAAAUCUUUCAAGCCAAUAGCUUCAAUUUUAAUCUGAACUCGAAUGUACCCGUGUUGGAAUCUGACGAUGUUGCAAAUGCCGUAAUUUAUGUAAUUGGAACUCCGCAACGCGUGCACAUUACUGAAUUGAUUAUUGCACCUUUUGGACAAAUUAAAUAGUAUUAAACGUGAAAUUAUCUGUAGUAUUUUAAAUAAGUAUGAUAUUAUUAUCAUAUUAAAGUAUUAUAUCGUCAAAA
Molecule: messenger RNA, 887 nt
Organism: Vespula pensylvanica (western yellowjacket)
Lineage: Eukaryota; Metazoa; Arthropoda; Insecta; Hymenoptera; Vespidae
Product: farnesol dehydrogenase-like
Exons: 5
Coding region: 64-810 (248 amino acids)
Source: RefSeq, a predicted model, not a curated record